Messenger RNA from Apaloderma vittatum (bar-tailed trogon), 3622 nucleotides. It is a transcript of the gene TP53BP2, whose product is annotated as tumor protein p53 binding protein 2. The transcript has 17 exons. NCBI's taxonomy places the organism in Eukaryota, Metazoa, Chordata, Aves, Trogoniformes, Trogonidae. Gene Ontology annotation, cellular component: nucleus. The record is from RefSeq and is a predicted model, not a curated record. Gene Ontology annotation, biological process: signal transduction; regulation of apoptotic process. Gene Ontology annotation, molecular function: p53 binding. The coding region runs from base 1 to 3423 and encodes 1140 amino acids.
AUGUUUCUGACGGUGUACCUCAGUAACAAUGAGCAGCACUUCACCGAGGUGCCGGUCACCCCCGAAACAACCUGCAGAGACGUGGUGGAGCUGUGCAAGGAGCCGGGUGAGAGCGAGUGCCACCUGGCUGAAGUGUGGUGUGGCUCAGAACGUCCCAUAGCUGACAACGAACGGAUGCUGGAUAUUUUGCAGCGCUUUGGGAUGCAGAGAAAUGAGGUUCGUUUUUUCCUUCGGCAUGAACGCUCUCCCUGCCGGGAAGCAGGGACUGGACAAAGAUCUCAAGAUCCAGCCUUAAAAAGAAAUGGUGUCAAAGUGCCUGGUGAUCGAAGACUAGAGAAUGGAGUCAGUGCUCCGAGGAUGGAUAUGACACUGGCUGAACUUCAGGAAAUGGCAUCCCGCCAGCAGCAACAAAUUGAGGCUCAACAGCAAAUGCUAGCUAACAAGGAACAACGUCUGAAAUUCCUGAAACAGCAAGAUCAGCGACAGCAACAGCAGGCUGCUGAGCAAGAAAAACUGAAGCGAUUAAAGGAAAUUGCUGAGAAUCAGGAAGCCAAACUUAAGAAAGUGAGAGCACUGAAAGGCCACGUGGAGCAAAAAAGACUUAGCAAUGGGAAAUUAGUGGAGGAGAUUGAACAGAUGAACAGCCUGUUCCAGCAAAAGCAGCGCGAGCUGGUGCUGGCUGUGUCAAAGGUGGAGGAACUCACCAGGCAACUGGAGAUGCUGAAGAACGGCCGAAUUGAUGGUUACCAUGACAACCAGUCGGCCGUAGCUGAGCUUGACCGCCUGUACAAGGAGCUGCAGUUGAGGAACAAACUGAACCAGGAGCAGAAUGCCAAGCUGCAGCAACAGAGGGAGUGUUUGAACAAGCGCAACUCGGAGGUGGCAGUCAUGGAUAAGCGUGUUAAUGAGCUGCGAGAGCGCCUGUGGAAGAAAAAGGCAGCUCUGCAACAGAAAGAGAAUGUACCGGUUUCUUCAGAUGGGAAUUUACCUCAGCCGGUGGCUUCUGCUCCAAGUCGAGUGGCAGCAGUAGGUCCUUAUAUCCAGUCCUCUACUAUGCCACGUAUUGCUUCCAGACCUGAACUUUUGGUAAAACCAGCAUUUUCAGAUGGGACACAAGGUUUACAGGUUCCUGAUGGUCCAUUGAAAACACAGACUCUGCCCAACAUGAGAGCUGGGAGCAGUUCACAAGCUAAAGCCCCUCCAGGUUCUGUGGUCCCCAGUGCAAAACCUUCCCCAACUGCCACUGACUGGAGUAGUUCAAAUGCAGACAGUCAUAUUAGUCAAGGAUCAGGCUUGACUUCAGGAAAAGGAAAUGUGACUAGUGAAGGACAAGCUGAAGGAGAAACUUUUUUACGAGACAAAGAGAAGAAAGUGCGUCCAUUCUCAAUGUUUGAUUCUGUGGACCAGUCUGCUGGGCUUGGCACACUGAGAAAGAACCAGAGCAGCGAAGAUCUCUUGCGUGAAGCACAGACAGCUAAUAAAAACGUAACAAAGGUACCACCACCUGUCCCCACUAAACCAAAACAGAUAAACUUGCCUUACUUUGGUCAAGCCAGUCAUCUGCAGCCUUCUGAUACGAAGCUGGAUGGAAACCUGCAGAAGCUGCCUUUGGCUAUCGUAACUAUGGGGAACAAACAAAAAACAGCAGCACAGCAGCCUUCCCAUGCUUCUCAGCAGAUACAGCAAAGGAUUUCUGUACCUCCUGCAGGUCCUUCCUCUAGCCAGGACCAAAUUCUUCCCUCCUCCAAACAGGAGAGUCCCCCAGCAGCAGCUGUGAGACCUUUUACCCCUCAGCCAUCCAAAGAGACCUCACUCCCACCGUUUCGGAAGCCUCAGACUGUGGCCGCAAGUUCAAUUUAUAGCAUGUACACACAACAGCAGACUCCUGGGAAGAACUUCCAGCAGGCAGUGCAGAGCGCUUUGACGAGGGCGCAGACCAGAGGAUCCCACUUCCCGAGUGUGUAUGGCAAGCCUGUGAUGGCAGGAGCUGGUGUACAGAAUCAGCUGCCACAGACGGAGAACGUCUACUCAAACCUCCAUGGCAAGCCAGGCAGUCCGGAGCCUGAGACAGAAGCAACAGCUUCCGCUCAUGACAAUCACGAAACAGAGCGAAUACCCCGUCCGCUCAGCCCAACCAAAUUGCUGCCUUUCUUAUCCAAUCCGUACCGCAACCAGAGUGAUGCUGAUCUGGAAGCGCUCCGGAAAAAGCUGUCCAACGCACCCAGACCACUGAAGAAACGUAGUUCCAUUACUGAGCCAGAAGGACCUAAUGGCCCAAAUAUUCAGAAGCUGUUGUAUCAGAGGACCACUCUGGCUGCAAUGGAGACUAUCUCGGCUCCAUCACAUCCCUCCAAGCAGAUGGUGUCAGCUGCCAGUCCUGAAAGCCCACCAGAAAUCCCGAAUCCUUAUUUAAGUGCAGAAUCGGAAAAAGAAAUGGCUAUUUCUGUGCCAGAACCAGCAAUUGCUGAGGAAGCAGAAAACACGCCACCAGAUCAGAGUGAAGCUGUUACUCCCUCUGCAGCUUUGGACCCUGUACCUGAGGGAGUGUCGGAUGGUGAUGAACUCGCAGAGCCGAAAAUAGAAGAACCAAGCGUAGAAGCUUCACUGCCACUGGAGGUAUACAUGGAAGAAUAUCCUCCAUACCCGCCACCUCCCUAUCCAUCAGGGGAACCAGAGAGUUUGGGAGAGGACUCCUUCAAUAUGAGGCCUCCUGAAGUUACUGGACAGUUUUCCUUGCCUCCUGGGAAGAGGACGAACCUGCGUAAAACUGGCUCCGAGAGAAUUGGGCAUGGAAUGAGAGUGAAAUUCAAUCCCCUCGCGUUGCUUCUGGAUUCAUCCUUGGAGGGAGAGUUUGAUCUCGUGCAGAGAAUAAUCUAUGAGGUUGAAGAUCCUAGCAUGCCCAAUGACGAAGGGAUAACUGCACUGCACAACGCUGUGUGUGCUGGACACACAGAAAUUGUGAAAUUCCUGGUGCAAUUUGGAGUGAACGUGAACGCUGCAGAUAGUGAUGGAUGGACCCCAUUACACUGUGCAGCAUCUUGCAAUAACGUGCAGGUGUGCAAGUUCCUGGUGGAGUCGGGUGCAGCAGUAUUUGCAAUGACCUACAGUGACAUGCAGACGGCUGCAGACAAAUGUGAGGAGAUGGAGGAAGGCUACACACAGUGCUCCCAGUUUUUAUAUGGAGUCCAGGAGAAAAUGGGGAUAAUGAACAAAGGAGUGAUUUACGGACUCUGGGAUUACGAGGCUCAGAAUGACGAUGAGCUCUCGAUGAAAGAGGGAGACUGCAUGACAAUCCUGCGCCGGGAAGAUGAAGAUGAAAUUGAGUGGUGGUGGGCACGGCUGAAUGACAAGGAAGGCUACGUUCCCCGCAACCUGCUAGGGCUGUAUCCAAGGAUUAAACCUAGACAAAGAAGCUUGGCAUGAAAUAGUACAGAAGCCAGAUUCCUGAAGUCCUAAUAAUGGAUGACUUACAAAAAAAAAGUCCAUUUUGUGUUGUUUCCAAUAUCAUGAGACUUAUUUCAAUGACAAUGUAAUUUGAAAGCUAUGAAGAAUGUGCUUUGAAAACAAAUGAAGGAUCGAUGCAUUAGCAAAUGGAUGAGGGCAUUCUACAGGAGGAAAUAAU